AUGUCUUUUUAUAUAAUAUUAUUGGUCUUGUUUGCUAUUGCAUUUAAAAUAGAUGCAGCCUUUACAAAUUUACAAACUUUACCUGCAUCUAUGAGUGACAAAGAUUUAACAGUCUGCCAGAAAAAUGAACCUUAUCAUUGUGCAUUAAUUUCUCUUAGCAAUUCACCACAAUUUAUAGAUCCAACAAUUCUAAUUCAAAUUGGUGAAUGCAAUAAUAAAGAGAGUAAUAUUGAAAUGAAUAAAAUUGAAGUAGUGAAAAGUCAUACACCAGAUUUUUUAAAUAAAGAUGAGUAUCGUCCGUUUUGGAUAAAAUGGAGUCUUCAGGGUAAAAUUAUGGUAGGCAAAGGAAAUGAUAUUAUACCAUUUUUAGUUUAUCAGCACACAGAACAAAUAUUUCCAAUAAAUUUUAUUGGAUUAAGAACAAGAUGGAGUGACGGAUAUUGGAUUAUUAAUGAAGGUAAUGCUUGUCAUGAUGAUGGUUGUUAA
Messenger RNA from Condylostylus longicornis, 486 nucleotides. RefSeq names its product C3 and PZP-like alpha-2-macroglobulin domain-containing protein 8. The record is from RefSeq and is a predicted model, not a curated record. The transcript is spliced from 3 exons. Bases 1 to 486 code for a protein of 161 amino acids. Lineage: Eukaryota; Metazoa; Arthropoda; Insecta; Diptera; Dolichopodidae.